This is a messenger RNA of Paecilomyces variotii, 1649 nucleotides long. Its product is annotated as cytochrome P450. The transcript is spliced from 6 exons. The record is from RefSeq and is a predicted model, not a curated record. Lineage: Eukaryota; Fungi; Ascomycota; Eurotiomycetes; Eurotiales; Thermoascaceae. Gene Ontology annotation, molecular function: iron ion binding; monooxygenase activity; oxidoreductase activity, acting on paired donors, with incorporation or reduction of molecular oxygen. Bases 14 to 1582 code for a protein of 522 amino acids.
UAUAAUCCUGAAAAUGGAGCGUCCCGAAGUCUACAACAUCGACAAUAUCGCAUUCCUGCUUUUCCUCUUCCUAGGCACAUAUGCUUUUGUGGUGAUCAUCUACCGUCUUUAUCUAAGUCCGCUAUCUAGGUUUCCUGGCCCUAAGAUUGCAGCCGUGACUUGGUUAUACGAAUUCUAUCACGAUGCGAUUCGAGGAGGGCAAUAUGUCUGGGAAAUUGAGAAGAUGCAUCUACGCUAUGGCCCCAUAAUCCGAAUCAACCCAGAAGAACUCCAUGUCUCGGAUCCAGACUUCUACUCUAUUCUCUACUCGCAGCAACAAAAACGCAACAAAACCAUCAUAUAUAGCAAACAAUUCGGCACACCGGACGCUGCUAUCGGGACUGUUGAGCAUCAUGUUCAUCGUAUGCGGCGCGCAGCGUUGAAUCCGUUCUUUUCCAAAGCAGGCGUGUAUCGUCUUGAGAGUGUCGUUCAGGAAAAGGUAGAUUUGAUGCUGGAUAAAUUGUGGGAGUUUAGGGAGUCGGGAAAGUUAAUUCCGCUUAAUGCGAUGUUUGCUGCUUUUACGAAUGAUGUCGUGAUGGAGUAUGCGUUUGCCAGAUGUGACAAUCGUCUCGAACAUCCUGAUUUCGACGCUUUGUUUCAUGAGAUGAUGCUUUCUUUUAGCGUUCUUUGCCAUUGGACAAAAUAUAUGAAUUGGAUCUUGAAGCUUGGUCACUCGAUUCCACUCUGGUUAGCUAAAAGGCUGGAUGAAGGCAUGGGAAAGAUAGUUUCCUUUCAAACGAGCAUCGCCCACCAAAUCCAAGACAUCCAAAACGGCACCGACAAGAGCCACGAGACUGUUUCGCACAAGACCAUCUUCCACGACAUUCUCAGCAGCAACCUUCCGGAGUCUGAAAAACGCCUUGAUCGUCUCGCGCAAGAAGGCCAAGUGAUCGUGGGAGCCGGCACGGAGACAACUUCGUGGGCCCUCACCGUUGCGAUGUUCCAUAUCCUCGAAAACCCAUCUAUCCGCCAACGGCUCGAGGAUGAGCUCCGAUCAGUGAAAUUGAACCCGGAUAAUAAUCAUGAUGAUAAUCAUAACCAGAAGGACUCACCCAAACUCUCAGACCUAGAACGUCUCCCAUACCUCACAGCAUGCAUCCAGGAGUGUCUCCGACUUUCAUACGGAGUAACAUCUCGCUUAGCGCGCGUCGCGCCAGAUCAAGUCCUCAAGAUUGCCGGAUACGACAUCCCACCAGGAACUUCUGUCGCGAUGUCAUCUGUCCUAAUCCAUCGAGAUGGAAAUAUAUUCCCAGAACCAGAAAAGUUCCGACCAGAACGAUGGCUUGAAAACCCUAGGCUUGAUCGGUAUCUAGUUGCGUUUUCGAAGGGGAGUAGACAAUGUCUGGGUAUUAAUCUCGCGUAUGCGGAGUUGUAUAUGGCUCUGGGAGGAAUAUUUCGGACCUUUGCGCAACGGGAAGAGGAUGAGAAGCGGUUAGUUCUCUAUGAGACUAGUAGUGAGGAUGUUGAGGUCGUGGGCGAUAUGUUUAUACCGGCUGUGAAAAAGGGGUUUAAGGGGGUUAGGGCUGUUUUUGAGAGGAUUUGAGUGAUGGAUAGGUAAUAAGCACUCGGAACGAGCUUUGUGGACAGUGAAACACUGCUAGCUAUAUUUG